Molecule: messenger RNA, 4764 nt
Organism: Balaenoptera musculus (blue whale)
Lineage: Eukaryota; Metazoa; Chordata; Mammalia; Artiodactyla; Balaenopteridae
Gene: PAM
Product: peptidylglycine alpha-amidating monooxygenase
Exons: 24
Coding region: 605-3058 (817 amino acids)
Biological process (GO): peptide metabolic process
Cellular component (GO): membrane; extracellular region
Molecular function (GO): peptidylglycine monooxygenase activity; copper ion binding; protein binding
Source: RefSeq, a predicted model, not a curated record
CCCCCUUCGCGGCCGCCGCGUGCUCGGCCUGUCCCCGCCCAGGGGGCCGGAGCCUCCCAACUAACUCCGCCCGCCGCGCCCGCUGCUCCGCCGUCCGCAGGCUCCCGCUUCCGUCUCGGACUGUGCUCGCCGCCGCGCAGAAUGCAAGCUCCUUGAGAUCAGUGGCCUUGUAUGGUUUACUCAACACUGUAUUCCUGAUACCUGAAACUGUGCCUGGCUCACAGGAGUGCUCUGAACAACCUUCAGAGGUUCUGAAUGAUGACUGACGCGGGUUUGUGUGAUAUCCCUCACAGUCCCUGUCAUCCCCCAGUGAUAAGGAACACUCACGUCUAGCCCCAGCACCAGGGCAGAAAGCAGCUCUGAAGGGAGGAGAGCUUCCGCUCGCGGACCCGACAAAAGUACCGCCUUCCCACGGGGUUCUGCCUGCGGCUCUUGAUCCAGACACCUCGCAGCUCUCGCAGGCAGAUGGUGUGUGGCCGCCGGCGGACGCCCGCCGCGCCCCGGCCAUGAAGUAGCGGCUGCUGGCGGCGCCGCUGCCCGACCGCCGGCCCCAGCCCAGCGCUGCGCUGCCGGGUCCUCCCGGCGGGGCCGGAGCGGCGUGGCCAUGGCUGGCUUUCGUCGCCUGCUAGUUCUCCUCCUUGUUUUUCAAAGCAGCUGUUUGGGUUUCAGAAGCCCACUUUCUGUCUUUAAGAGGUUUAAAGAAACUACCAGAUCAUUUUCUAAUGAAUGUCUUGGUACCACCAGACCAGUAAUUCCUGUUGAUUCAUCAGAUUUUGCAUUGGAUAUUCGCAUGCCUGGGGUUACACCCAAACAGUCUGAUACGUACUUCUGCAUGUCAAUGCAUUUGCCAAUGGAUGAGGAAGCCUUCGUGAUUGACUUCAAACCCCGUGCCAGCAUGGAUACUGUCCAUCAUAUGCUACUUUUUGGAUGCAAUAUGCCAGCGUCCACCGAAAAUUACUGGUUUUGUGAUGAAGGAACCUGUACAGAUAAAGCCAAUAUUCUAUAUGCCUGGGCAAGAAAUGCUCCCCCAACCAGACUCCCCAAAGGUGUUGGAUUCAGAGUUGGAGGAGAGACUGGAAGCAAAUACUUUGUACUACAAGUACACUAUGGGGAUAUUAGUGCUUUUAGAGAUAAUCACAAGGACUGCUCUGGUGUUUCCUUACACCUUACACGCCUGCCACAGCCUUUAAUUGCUGGCAUGUACCUUAUGAUGUCUGUUGACACUGUUAUACCAGCAGGAGAGAAAGUGGUGAAUUCUGAUAUUUCAUGCCAUUAUAAAAAGUAUCCAAUGCAUGUCUUUGCCUACAGAGUUCACACUCACCAUUUAGGUAAGGUAGUAAGUGGAUACAGAGUAAGAAAUGGACAGUGGACACUGAUUGGACACCAAAGCCCCCAGCUGCCACAGGCUUUCUACCCUGUAGAACACCCAGUAGAUGUUAGUUUCGGCGACAUACUGGCCGCAAGAUGUGUAUUCACUGGUGAAGGAAGGACAGAAGCCACACACAUUGGUGGCACAUCUAGUGAUGAAAUGUGCAACUUAUACAUUAUGUAUUACAUGGAAGCCAAGCAUGCAGUUUCUUUCAUGACCUGUACACAGAAUAUCGCUCCGGAUUUGUUCAGAACCGUACCACCAGAGGCCAACAUUCCAAUUCCUGUGAAGUCUGAUACGGUUAUGAUGCAUGGACAUCACAAAGAAACAGUGAAUAAAGAUAAGACUUCUUUACUACAGCAGCCAAAACGAGAAGAAGUAUUAGAACAGGGUGAUUUCUAUUCACUACUUUCCAAGCUGCUAGGAGAAAGGGAAGAUGUUGUUCAUGUGCAUAAAUAUAAUCCUACAGAAAAGGCAGAAUCAGAGUCAGACCUGGUAGCUGAGAUUGCAAACGUAGUCCAAAAGAAGGAUCUUGGUCAGUCUGAUGCCAGAGAGAGUGCAGAACAUGAGAGGGACAAUGCUCUUCUUGUCAGAGACAGAAUUCACAAAUUCCACAGACUAGCAUCUACUUUGAGGCCACCGGAGAGCAGAGUUUUCUCAUUACAGCAGCCGCUACCCGGUGAAGGCACCUGGGAACCAGAACACACAGGAGAUUUCCAUGUAGAAGAGGCACUGGAUUGGCCUGGAGUAUACUUGUUACCAGGCCAGGUUUCUGGGGUGGCUCUGGACCCUAAGAAUAAUCUGGUGAUUUUCCACAGAGGUGACCAUGUCUGGGAUGGAAACUCUUUUGACAGUAAGUUUAUUUACCAGCAAAGAGGUCUCGGGCCAAUUGAAGAAGACACUAUUCUUGUCAUAGAUCCAAAUAAUGCCGCAGUACUCCAGUCCAGUGGAAAAAAUCUGUUUUACUUGCCACAUGGCUUAAGUAUAGAUAAAGAUGGAAAUUAUUGGGUCACAGAUGUGGCUCUUCAUCAGGUGUUCAAACUGAAUGCAAACAAUAAAGAAGCCCCUCUGUUAAUCCUGGGAAAGAGCAUGCAACCAGGCAGUGACCAGAAUCACUUCUGUCAACCUACUGAUGUGGCUGUGGAUCCAGACACAAGAGCCAUCUAUGUAGCAGAUGGUUACUGCAACAGUCGGAUUGUGCAGUUUUCACCAAGUGGAAAGUUCAUCACACAGUGGGGAGAAGAGUCUACUAAGAGCAAUCCUAAACCAGGCCAGUUCAGUGUUCCUCACAGCUUGGCCCUAGUGCCUCAUUUGGGCCAAUUAUGUGUGGCAGACAGGGAAAAUGGUCGGAUCCAGUGUUUUAAAACGGACACCAAAGAAUUUGUGCGAGAGAUUAAGCAUGCAUCAUUUGGAAGAAAUGUAUUUGCAAUUUCAUAUAUACCAGGUUUGCUCUUUGCCGUGAAUGGGAAGCCUUACUUUGAGGACCAAGAACCUGUACAAGGAUUUGUGAUGAACUUUUCCAAUGGGGAAAUUAUAGACGUCUUCAAGCCAGUGCGCAAGCACUUUGACAUGCCUCAUGACAUCACUGCAUCUGAAGACGGGACCGUGUAUGUUGGAGACGCUCACAGCAACACCGUGUGGAAGUUCACCUCAACUGAAAAUAUUCCACAGGAAAUUCUUGAUGCCUGAAGUAAUGUCUGUUGCAUUGAAAGCCCAUGUUAAUUCCAGCUUAGUUCCAGAAGGAGGAGAUGACUCUGGCAAAGCAGAGGGCCUGACUGAGGCAUCGCUUCCCACGUGGCUCUUCAGCUCUCAGUAGCUGCUGAGCAUCUUGGAAGACCAGCAUCUGAGUCAGACACAUAUCAUCCCAAACAGGAAGCCCUCUGCAUUUUCUCUUUAGACUUCAGCUUGUUCAAAAUACUGAACUAUGUUUUCAUGUAACUCCAAAAGUAUGUCUGGGGACAGAAGAGUUUCUCUAUCAGGAUCAGGCCAGAUAGUUUGGAGAUUUCUAGUUGCAAUUUGGGCACUAUUUCUAAUUCUUAAAAAGUAUACUAAUGUAGCCACCGAUAUCAUACUAAAAACUUAAGUUUUCUAAAUUGAACAGUACCAAAUGCUUAGUAGGCCACAAACCUCAGUGUCCAGAGAUGCUUUUAAAAUAUGGCAGGGUCCAAACAGUAGGAGAAGAUGAGGUUAAGGAAAAGAAUUGCGGAUAAUAAAUUUGAGGUAUCAGGAGCUACAACAGCAGUUUUAAAUAGAGAAAUAAUAAAGACCUGUGGACUUGAUGAAGAUAAGAAAUACUACUUAUAAUAAGGAAAAAUGCAAAUUAUAACAAGGAAAAAAUACAAGGUAUAACAAAGAAAAGUAAAAUCAUGAGUCCAAAAACUUUAAUCACGUACUGUACAGGUCUUGGAGCCCAAGUAAAUUUGGUAACUGUUGUCUUCAGAAUUGUCCUUCGAGUAAUUUUUGCUGUUUUGUAAUAAGGACCCAGUUAGGGCUGAGUGCACAGAGGUGCCCACGGACUAUUCCCCUCCAGCAGUAGCUGCACAUUCCCCUGCAAGUGUGCCUCUCCUACCACCUGCCUCCUCAAAGAAGAACCAGAAGGUGUAGGCAGACAGGAAGGCAAAGAGAGAUGGAUAAUUCCCAAUUGCAUGACUGAACCCAGGCUUUUCAGAAUAAAAAAUGAAUAAAUACCUUUCAAGAUGGAAAAAACUUCAGAAAUCUAACUAGUAUCUUCAUUUUACAGAUAGGAAUAUGAUACUUGAACUCGUUAAGAUUCCCGGCUAAGGCUCUUUAUUCCACCCUAGCGGUUGGUACUAAACAGAGAUGCAUAUCCAAGUCACCUGGAGAAGGUUUUCAAAGCACACAUGGCCAGACCCCAUUCAAGAGCUAUAGAAAGAAGAAGGGUUAUAAUAUGGGUAUUUUGGAAAGACAUCCCAAGUUGUUUUGAAAUAUCCCCUGAUUGAGAAGCACUACAAUAUAGCAUUCAGCUAUGAAAGAGAAAAAGCCUUCUGCGCAGUCCAGAAUGCAACCAAAUAAUACAUCUGGAAAAAAACAGUACCUUGGGAACAAUAAGACUGCCACAGAAGACUAAACAAGUGUCUUGUGUAUUUAUAUUGUAGUAUUUAACUAGUCAAAUCAAUUUGUCAACUAGAAGACUGAUAAUCAAACAUGGCAGAACUAGUAGUCAGUCUAAGAUGUCCACAUGAAAACAGAACUGCUUGAUAUUUCAGAAAUAAUACAGAAUUGUAAACUCCACAUGGAAAAUCUCAUUUUAGAUAUGAAGACCUUAGAAAUAUUAUUUUAGCUUUCCCUAGGAGGAUUUUAUCCAGGAUUCAUGGACCUGGCACCUAAUUAGUGAUUUGUAUCAAACUCUUUUCUAAUAUAAUAGUGUAUUUGAU